ACAGCACCAAUCGAAAACUAAGUGGAGUACACACUAUACCAAUGCCCACACGUUUAUUCUGUUUUCGGUCUGACUCUGAAGUUUUGUGUGAGGCAUGCUAAAAGCGGAACGCGUUUCAAUGCGAGCAAAGCACGUCCAAACAAGGAAUUUAUUUUGAUUUCUAUGUGUUUUUAGGGUAAACGAAACCUUUGAAAUAACUGGAACAUCAGAGACAAGAAGAAGCAAGGCUUUCAAUUUGAUCGAAACUACGGUAAUUUUUAACACGCCUAAAUGCCUUUAGUUGUUUGUUAGUGGGGGAAUCUUGGAAGAAUUUAAUUUAUAAGCCCAAAGAUGUACGAUAUAAACCAAAAGACCAUUUUCGUAUUGGAUCAUACCCAGUAUUUCAGUAUAUCCAGUGAAGAUUAUGUGCCGCUGGACUUUCUAAAGGGAAAGUCAAAUAAUCCAUCCGAUCCGCCGCUACCGGCAUCAUCACAACAAAAUCUACAAUUUAGUAAAAGUUUAUGGACAUCCUCGGUGGAGUCCUCCAUUGAAUAUUGUCGCAUUGUUUGGGAUCUCUUUCCACGCGGCAAGUUGAUACGUUUCAUUGUCAGUGAUACGGCCGCACACAUAGUGAAUACAUGGAAAUUUGCCACACAAAAUAUGUCGCAUGUGCUGAAUGCCAUGGCCCUGGUGGGUGUGCCACAAUGGAAUGCACCCCAAUCAUCGGAUUAUUCUGUAAUACAUGGUCUGAGGGCAGCCAUAGAAGCGCUGGCUGAACCAACUGAACAGCAAUUGAUUUUGAUGCAGAAUCAAGAGGCCGGAGCAACAGGUUUGGAGAAAAUUCCCAACAAAGGCAGGGUUAUUUGCAUUACAUCGGCCCGGGACAAUCCGAGUAUGAAAAGCUUGGAAGAUAUUUUCCACAAUGUCCUGCUGCAGCAGAACACUGUGGCUAUGGCACAGAAGAAAAUCUUACCUAUUGAUCAUUGUCAUUUGGUCAUAAUCAAUAUGGUGCCGAUGAAUAAGGAAACAUUGGUAACGAACAGGGCGAAAAAAGAUCUAUCGCCAUGUUUGUCGACAGAAAUUCACACAACAAGUGCUCCCGAGAUUUCCAAUAAGUUGACACAUUUGAUAAUGAGUCAUUAUGAUUUGGCCAGUACAACGGUGACGGGGAUACCCAUGAAGGAGGAACAAAACGCCAAUUCCAGCGCAAAUUAUGAUGUGGAAAUUCUACAUGCUCGCAAUGCCCACACCGCAAUAUGUGGCAAUGAAGCUCUGCUACCCACUAGCAUAAAAGAGGGGGCUGAAUAUGAAACGGUGACACUGAAAUGGUGUACACCGCGCGGUUGUGGAGCCUCUGAUAUGUCAGCUUGUCCUCCGUGUUUGGCCCAACAUCGUGUUACUCCCGUUGAUGUGACAAGUAGGCCCUCAUCUUGUCUCAUCAAUUUCCUGUUAAAUGGUCGUUCUGUGCUGCUGGAAAUGCCAAGGAAAACUGGCGGUAAAACCACCAGUCAUUUGUUGUCGGCCCGCGGAGGAGAAAUUUUCAUACAUGCUCUGCAAAUUACCCGUUCCUGUCUGGAGGAUCCGCCAUCUAUAUCAGAGGGUCCUGGUGGCCGUAUAACAGAUUAUCGCAUAGCCGAUUUUGCCGCCUUCAUUAAAGCCCACCGUUUGGUGCCAUUAAAAUCCAAAGUCAAACCAGAAGACAAUUUGCACAUUGCCCGGGAACGUUUGUACAACAGAUCGUUAUACUUUCCUCUUACCCUAUCGACGACAAUUGUUUUCAAUCUACAACGUUCCCUAGCCUGGUUGCCAAAUUUUCUAAGGAAAAUCGCCAAAGAAGAUAUGGACAAAACGGACGAAAUACAAUGUCAACAAAAUAUAUAUGAUCUCUAUACGGCCUCGACCAGAAGGGAGUUAUUGCCAUUUUCAAAUUUGAAUGCCAACAGAAUAAAAGGCCACAAGAAGGUGGAUCAAUAUAAAUUAUUUUGUGCUGAAUUGGAGGUAAUCAUAAAAAGUUGUGCCUCCACACCGUAUCAUAAAAAAAUACUGGAGAAUAUACAAAAUGUAAGGGCAGCCUGUGGUGAUGCAACCGUUAAAUCAGAAUUGGAUGCCACAAGUGAUCCCAGUGGUAAGACCAUAAUAAGAGCCACAACCGAUUCCCCAUUGUCACCACCGCAUUCCAUGGACACCAGCAGUUCGGGCACUGGUCAUAUAUCAAAGGCAACUAAGCGAAAUUUCAGCAAUGUGGGCCAAAGAUCCCUGUUUGAUAUUGUGUCAAGUGCUGAACGUUCACAGUGCAGUAAACGUACUGACUUUUCGGGACGUUUGUGUACACCGUUGGGUCAGGUGGCUAAACUUUAUCCAGAUUUUGGCUUAAAAGAUGCUGAUGGUUCAGCGACAACAGCAACACCAGUAAAGGAAGAAACGUUGGGUAUUAAAUUGGAAGUACCUGGCAUAAGGACCUAGUUCUACUUAAAAUUGGAAAGGAAUUCUUAUAAGUCUUUGGAAAAUAAAUAUAAGUUUUUGAAAGCGAA
Messenger RNA from Musca domestica (house fly), 2510 nucleotides. Its product is annotated as protein asunder. Gene Ontology annotation, biological process: centrosome localization; regulation of mitotic cell cycle. The record is from RefSeq and is a predicted model, not a curated record. NCBI's taxonomy places the organism in Eukaryota, Metazoa, Arthropoda, Insecta, Diptera, Muscidae. The transcript is spliced from 6 exons. Gene Ontology annotation, cellular component: integrator complex. Bases 331 to 2442 code for a protein of 703 amino acids.